Messenger RNA from Clupea harengus (Atlantic herring), 4051 nucleotides. It is a transcript of the gene ankhb, whose product is annotated as ANKH inorganic pyrophosphate transport regulator b. NCBI's taxonomy places the organism in Eukaryota, Metazoa, Chordata, Actinopteri, Clupeiformes, Clupeidae. Gene Ontology annotation, molecular function: phosphate transmembrane transporter activity. The record is from RefSeq and is a predicted model, not a curated record. Gene Ontology annotation, biological process: phosphate ion transmembrane transport. Gene Ontology annotation, cellular component: plasma membrane. The transcript is spliced from 12 exons. Bases 615 to 2117 code for a protein of 500 amino acids.
UCGUUGACAUUUCUGUAGUCCAGAACCACAAUGACUCAAAUACAUUUCGUCCCACGAAUGGAACAAUUAUGUGGCAUUCCCCUACCGUGCAUCGCGGAUGCCAUGUUUUGUGAGAGGUACCGUGUUCUGUUGACCUGGGUAUCUUUUUCUAUACGCAGCUAGUGACGUCCAGAAGAGGAGUGGCUUUCAUGUGCCGACUCCAGAGAAGGUUGAUCAUUUAAGAAGAGUUAACCAUGGGGCCAGCUACUGCAGAAUAGCAGCAAGCCGACGGAUCACGGCCUGCGAAUUAUCCUCCCUUAAUCUGUCGUGAGAGAGAGAAACGCCUGCGCGUAAUCACAGCGGCUUCAGAGCCCGAUUUUAUGUAUUUAUUUUUCUCUCCGCCGAUGGAUGAACAAUGGAGAAGCCGUCAGCAGAAAUUUCUGGUGACCCUCCUCUUUUCCCCUGCAGUAGAUCAUUGUUUUUGAUGCUGUUGUUGUGUAGGAGGGCAGGGACGGACCUGAUCUCGUUGGAUUUCUGCUAGAAAACACCGAUAGCACCAUCGCGCAGCGACUCAGUUUUUCAUCCUCUCGGCUUCCACCAGCAGAUGUUCGCAGUGCUGUCAUCCCGGCGAAACCAUGGUGAAAUUUCCGGCUCUCACACACUACUGGCCUCUCAUCCGGUUUUUGGUUCCACUGGCAAUCACGAACAUUGCCAUCGACUUCGGCGAACAGGCUCUUAACAGGGGCAUCGCAGCAGUCAAGGAAGAUGCGGUGGAGAUGCUGGCCAGCUACGGACUGGCCUACUCCCUAAUGAAGUUCUUCACGGGGCCCAUGAGCGACUUCAAGAACGUGGGGUUGGUGUUCGUCAACAGCAAGCGCGAUCGCACCAAGGCGCUCCUGUGUAUGGUUGCCGCCGGGACCAUAGCCAUCAUUUUCCACACCCUCAUAGCCUACACUGACCUGGGAUAUUACAUCAUCAACAAACUCCAUCAUGUGGAUGACUCCGUGGGUAAUAAAACCAGGAAGGCUUUCUUCUACCUGGCAGCCUUCCCACUACUGGAUGCAAUGGCCUGGACGCAUGCAGGUAUACUACUGAAGCACAAGCACAGCUUACUGGUCGGCUGUGCCUCUAUCUCUGACGUCAUCGCUCAGAUUGUGUUUGUGGCCAUCUUGCUCCAUAGUCACCUGGUGUGCGUGGAGCCAUUGUUGAUCCCCAUCGUGUCCCUGUACAUGGGAGCGCUGGUGCGCUUCACCAUCGUGGGCCUGGGUUACUACAGAAACAUCCACGACACCAUCCCCGAGUCCAGUGGACCAGAAGUAGGGGGCGAUGCCACCUUUAAGAAGAUGCUGGGCUUCUGGUGGCCUCUGGCCCUCAUCCUGGCCACGCAGCGCAUCAGCAGGCCCAUCGUCAAUCUGUUUGUGUCUCGCGACCUCAAAGGGAGCGCGGCCGCCACAGAGGCAGUGGCUGUUUUGACGGCGACAUACCCGGUUGGCCACAUGCCAUAUGGAUGGCUGACAGAACUGCGAGCUGUGUACCCUGCCUUUGACAAGAACAACCCUAGCAACAAGCUAAUGAACCCCGGGACCAACAUCACCAAGUCUGACAUCAAGAAAUUCACAUUUGUUUGCCUGGCGCUGUCAAUCACGCUUUGCUUUUUGGUGUUCUGGACCCCACACAUCUCUGAGAAGAUUCUGGUGGACAUCAUUGGCGUGGAUCAUGCUUUUGCAGAGCUAUGUGUGGCUCCGUUGCGAAUCUUCUCCUUCUUUCCAUUACCAGUGACCAUCCGUGCCCACCUGACCGGCUGGCUCAUGACCCUGAAGAAGACCUUUGUCCUGGCGCCCAGCUCUGUGCUGCGCAUCAUCGUCCUCAUCACCAGCCUCAUAGUGCUGCCAUACAUGGGUGUGCACGGGGCAACUCUGGGCGUGGGUUCUCUCUUGGCUGGGUUCCUUGGGGAGUCGACUAUGGUGGCGAUUGCCGCCUGUUACGUCUACCGAAAACAAAAAAAGAAAGAUUCUGAAGGAGAGGUGGUCAUCGAAGGAGAAGACUCGGCUCCCAUGAAUGAGGUGCACCGCGGGGGCCAGAUGGAUGACAUUGUGGAGUUGAGGGAGGAGGAGGAGGAGGAGGAGGAGGAAGAGUGAGAGCACAGUCCUCCUGAGGAAGCACACACAGGGGCUGCCAGGACUCUCCUCACAGCCCUUGCUGGGGCAGAUUUAUUCCACUGGCUGCAGCUUGGCGCCCCCUGCUGGGCAGAAUCAAUAUGGUCGCCCCAUAUGUACAGUGCAACCAAGAGGAACCUUUGAGUCUCUGCAGCAAUCACGUGGAAGAAAAAAUUACUUUUCUGCCUCCUCAUAUCCUCGUAAUAAUAUUAUUAAUCAAACACUCACACACACACACACACACACACACACACACACACACACAAGCGUACAUAUUCACGUCUUCCGCCUGUUUCCUGGUAGCCACCAGGGCAGUGGAUAGUGAAGAUAUUAUUUCGUACCAAAGCAAUGUUGUGUACACAUAUAUUAAUCAACUAGUUCCUUUUGCUGACAUUUUAUGUGCUGCCGUCCUUAACAUUCAUGAACCCCCGAAAGAGGAAGGAAAACGUUAUAUCCGCCUAAAAUUUUAUCUGCUUGGAAAAUUUUUUUCUCUCUAUCUCUCUCAAACACUCUCACUCUCUCUCUCACACACUCUCUAUCUCUCUCACACACUCUCACUCUCUCUCUCUCUCUCGCACACUCUCACACUUUUCAGGCUACAUCUCUGAAUGUACUGUGGAAUUGACCAACCAUGAGGUGCCAGAGCUGUGACCUCUGACCUUUGACUUUCCUGUACAGACACAAAGGACAAGGUUUCUGGCUUUUAUUAUGAACCGAAAUGUGUACAAAGGAAGAAAAAAUGACAAAGUAUUUAUCUGCAGAUUUCUACAGGAUUUAAAUAUAAGUUAGUGGGGAAAUCAGAUUGAUUCUGUUGUGAGUGAGGAGUUGGUGAGUUUGGGCCAUUUAGAUGACUUAUUUUUUUACACUAUGAUGUACUAGAUGUAUACACAAUGUGGUAUAAAGAUUUUGUAUGAGCGUGUCAUGAGCUAAACUGUGGGGUGAGGGGGUUAAACUGGACCACAAGUAUUUUAUUUAUCUUCUUUUUUAAUGAAUUUGGACACUUUCUGUUUGUUUGUUUGUUUGUUUGUUUGUUUGUUUUAUCUCAGGAUGUACAGUGCAGAAAGUACAGUGAAGUCCAGUUUCAGACCUGCAUUUCUGUUCCAAAACUGUAGUUCUCUCUCCAGUUCUCUCCAUUGACUCCAAUGCACAAAGUAUUUAAGGUGUCUUAAGACUCUGUAUGUUUUCUAUAGGCUGUAAUGGAUAGUGAGGUCUAAUCAAGUUUGUGGGGAGGUAUCGGCUUUGUAUUUUAAAAGCCCUGUUGAGACCGAAGCAGGGAUAGUACACAGAAAAACCUGAUUCUUGUCAUCAUUGUCAGUGUGAUGAAGAAAGGGACAGUUUUAUUCUUCAGUGAUUAAAGAGUGGUUAUGUGAUUUCAAACCGUCCUGUUAUGGUACUUUUUAUUCCUGCCAACUGCUUGACAAAUAUUACCAAAUGCACAUCAUAUCUGCUUGUUACUAUGGAUACUCUUGGAAAGGCGAUUUGGUGACAGGUCUUCAUAACAGUUUCUGACAUGAUGGCUGACUGAUGAGAUGAAAAAGAAAAAUAAGAAUCGUUUGGUCCCAAAGGAUCGUGGAUUCUCUACAUAUAAUGAAAGACGUCCAGCCAUCAUCCAGCUUCCAGUCCAUUCUUUCACAUUAACAGUAGUUGCGUUAAUGGCAUUCCUUUGUCUAUAACUGGCAAAGAAACUAUUCUUCACACUUGACAGUUGUCUGAGGUUCAUUAGUACAUUUACCGUAUCACUGAUUUAUACUGUUUGCCAGAGUCCAUAGGGUUAGCGUCCUCUUGUGGUCAAUAACAGACACUACACAUACAUUUUUACUGGUUAUUUAGUCAUUAAUCAAGCCUAUUUACUUGAUGCAUACUUACGCCUGUUUUUCCCCCCCAAUUAUAAUAAAUUGCAAGAAAUCUCAACCAAA